Molecule: messenger RNA, 2415 nt
Organism: Physeter macrocephalus (sperm whale)
Lineage: Eukaryota; Metazoa; Chordata; Mammalia; Artiodactyla; Physeteridae
Product: kinesin-like protein KIF18B
Biological process (GO): microtubule-based movement
Molecular function (GO): ATP binding; microtubule binding; microtubule motor activity
Source: RefSeq, a predicted model, not a curated record
AUGGUGGGGCUGACAGGCAGCCAGGUCUCUCCUGCCAGUAUAGCAGGGAGCAAGGAGCUCGUGUCUCCAGCCAGCCAGCCCUCCCGCCGCACUGCCGGCCCCUCCCCGGCCCAGGGCAGCCCAGCCGUGAGGGAGGACUCGGAGGCAGCUGCCGCCGUGUCCCGCCAGCAGGUGGCGCUUCGGACCCGGCCGCUCAGCGACGCAGACCGCGAGGAAGGGGCCUCCGUCAUCGCCCGCAAGGCGGAGACCGGGUGCUACUCAGGGCGCUGUGGCUGGCGGGGCUCUUCACGGAGCCCUCAGCGCCCAGGCCGGCUGUUCAUGGGCGUCUGGGCUGCCGUCCCGGCCGGGCCCGAGGGAUUCGGCCUUGGUUGGGCGCCGGUAUGUGAGGACUGCAAGCAAAGCCCAGCGGGCCUGGGGGCUCCCAGUCAUGGCUUCGGGGCUGCGGCAGCCAGGAGUUGCUGCACCCUCAGGUGGAAGUGGAGAGGCUGCCUGGGGGUGAGCGCAGAGGCCUGCAGCCCUUCCCAGAUCUGGGCCGAGCCCCCGGAUGCCCCCGAGCGUAGAGGCCAGGCCUGGGGUCCUCCCUCCGCCCUGAUCCUGUGCGCGGCCCCUCCCCCGAGCCCUGCCUCUCGCCGCUCCUACGUGGUGGUGUUCACGGGCCCGGCGAGGGCCCGGAGGACACGCUGCACGCACACCGGUCCCGGGAGAAGCCCUUCAUCUUCGACCAGCACACCUCCCAGCUGCCCGGCCCUACCCACCACCCCACGGCCCCGCUGGGCCAGGCCCGCCAAGGGUGUCCUCACGUGGGAGGACUUGGCGGCCAGGAAAGAUGUGUACCUUGCCACACCCCAGCACUUAGUGGAAGGCGUCAUUUCUGGAUACAACGCGACGGCGUUUGCCCACGGCCCCUCAGGUGCCAGCAAGACCCACACGACGCUGCGCGUGGACACGGGGCCCGGCGUCCACCUGCAGAUGCUCACUGACCUCUUCCAGGCCAUCGAGGAGACCCGCGAGAGCUCGGACUGCAGCAUGGCCACGUCUUACCUCGAGAUUUAUAACGAAGUGAUCUGGGACCUCCUGAACCCGUCCUCAGGGUUUCUGGACCUGCGGGAAGAUUCUAGGGGCAGCAUCCAGAUCGCAGGCAUCACGGAGGUCUCCACCUCAAACACCCAGGAGACCAUGCAGCUCCUCACCAAAGGCAACUGGCAGCGCACACAGGAGUCCACCACCACCAGCAAGAUGUCGUCCUGCUCCCACGCCAUGCUGCAGGUCACCGUGCACCAGCGCAGCCACGGCACAGACAUGGCAGAGGAAGUGCACACUGGGAGGCUCUCCAUGGUGGACCUGGCGGGCUCGGAGCUGGCGUCUCAGACCCAGAACCGAGGCAAGAGGAUGAAGGAGGGCGCUCCCAUCAACUGCUCCCUGCUGGCGCUGGGCAACUGCGUCAACGCGCUCGGCGAGAAGGGCGGCAGCCAGGCGCAACAUGUGAACUUCCCGGACAGCAAACUCACGCGCCUGCUGAAGGAUGCCCUGGCAGGGAACAGCCAGAUGGUGAUGGCUGCUUACGUCAGCCCAGCCAGCACGCACUUCAAGGAGUCGCGGACCACCCUGCUAUACGCGUACCGAGCCAGGAACAUCAAGAGGAGGGUGCGUCGCAACCUGCUGAACGUGUCCUACCACAUGGCGCAGUACGCGGACGUCAUCUCCGACCUGGGCAGGCAGAUCAAGCACCCCAAGGCCAAGGUGGAGAAGCAGGAGAAAGAGAAGAGAAGCACCCCGGCGGCCAGAACGCUCAAGGCAGGGCCGUACAUGCACCCAACCCAGAACCGAGGCAAGAGGAUGAAGGAGGGCGCUCCCAUCAACUGCUCCCUGCUGGCGCUGGGCAACUGCGUCAACGCGCUCGGCGAGAAGGGCGGCAGCCAGGCGCAACAUGAUGCCCUGGCAGGGAACAGCCAGAUGGUGAUGGCUGCUUACGUCAGCCCAGCCAGCACGCACUUCAAGGAGUCGCGGACCACCCUGCUAUACGCGUACCGAGCCAGGAACAUCAAGAGGAGGGUGCGUCGCAACCUGCUGAACGUGUCCUACCACAUGGCGCAGUACGCGGACGUCAUCUCCGACCUGGGCAGGCAGAUCAAGCACCCCAAGGCCAAGGUGGAGAAGCAGGAGAAAGAGAAGAGAAGCACCCCGGCGGCCAGAACGCUCAAGGCAGGGCCGUACAUGCACCCAGUGCCUCCUGCUGCUGGGCCGUCCGGGACACCGGAGGCCCACUGCGUCCCGCCCUUCCCGGAGCGGUGUCUGCACUGGGCACCCCACGCGGCCGCCAUCCCUCCGCCCGACACCGAGGAGGACAGCCGCCUGCAGAUGAACGAGAUCUGGGCGCAGCUCAUCGGGGGCUUCAAGGAGCAGCUGGAGACGUGA